Molecule: messenger RNA, 708 nt
Organism: Physeter macrocephalus (sperm whale)
Lineage: Eukaryota; Metazoa; Chordata; Mammalia; Artiodactyla; Physeteridae
Gene: SCP2D1
Product: SCP2 sterol binding domain containing 1
Exons: 1
Coding region: 28-498 (156 amino acids)
Cellular component (GO): cytosol
Source: RefSeq, a predicted model, not a curated record
CAAGGUCAAGAGGAACAGCACAGUAAGAUGUGGAAGAGAAUCAACCAUCAACUCAAGAUCAAAGCAGGGGAUGGGCCUCAGGUAGGCCAGUUCAAGAAAUUGGGUUCAGCUCAGGAACUCACCGUGCCACACCCUCUAGCGCUAUCAGAAUUCCAGAGCUUCCCCGUGUUUGUGGACAUGAGUCAUCACAUCAAAGAAGUGGGGGCCCAGCUGGUAAAGAAAAUCAAUGCCAUCUUUCAGCUGGACAUCACCAAGAAUGGGAAGACCAUUCUGCAGUGGACCAUUGAUCUGAAGAAUGGCCCUGGGAACAUGUAUCCAGGACCCGCCAGGCUCCCAGUGGACACUGUCUUCACAAUCCCAGAGCCUGUCUUUAUGGAGCUGGUUUUGGGCAAAAUGAACCCUCAGAAGGCUUUCCUUGCUGGCAAGUUCAAAGUGAGCGGCAAAGUUCUGCUUGGCCAGAAGCUGGAGAGGGUUUUCAAAGACUGGGCUAAGUACUGAGCCUGCAAAAAUACCAAGGAAACGACCAGCACUUCCCUCUGAUUAUAAUGUUGAGUGGAAAUCAUGCUUAAGCUGAAGAUUAAAACAAAAAGUAUUCAAUAUUUUUACUCAAAUUCUUCCUGUUCAAGUUUAAUUAAUUUUCCUGCUGGUGUGUAAAUUUGGAGUGAGGGUUCUAGAGCAGUAAAGAGUGUUGGAGUGUAUCACCUAAAA